Messenger RNA from Acipenser ruthenus (sterlet), 883 nucleotides. RefSeq lists its product as uncharacterized. The transcript is spliced from 3 exons. The record is from RefSeq and is a predicted model, not a curated record. Bases 1 to 684 code for a protein of 227 amino acids. NCBI's taxonomy places the organism in Eukaryota, Metazoa, Chordata, Actinopteri, Acipenseriformes, Acipenseridae.
AUGGGCCCCGGGGAAGGACUGUUUCGGAGGAGAAGGACCCGCCUUGAACCCGGCUGGGAGCAUCGGUGGACGGAUACGCCGUACCGAACAAAGACAAAGGCCCCUGCUCCUGCUCCUCGGCCCGACCGGCCCGUCCAGGUCCAUCAACAGCCUCCGCCCACAGCAGAGAGUCCGCUGCCCGCACUUCCGCCUCUGAUAUCCACCCCAAGCAACCCGACAGGUUUCCAAGGCGGUUCCCGGUGGACUUGGUCCCCUUGGUCGCCCCCUGGACUGAGCUUCUUAUCAUCGCCAGAAUCCCCUGAGACAUCAGGAUCUUCCAGCACGCUCACUACACGGUUGGGACCAAAAGGCAAUCUGAACAACGCCAUUAUCAUGGCCCCCCUGACAGCGUACUGGCUGCCAGAGGUCCUGAUUCAGCGCACCUGGAGACAAGAUGAGAUUAAAGACAUUGCUAAAGACUUGCCCGACCCAACUAAGGAUGCAGUUCAGUUCAGCGAGCAGAUGACCCGUCUUGUGCGUCAAUACAAACCCUCUGCCGCUGAAAUACGGCACAUUAUGCGAUGCAAAUUAAAGCUUCGCUGGGAGGACAUCGAAGAUACUUUUGACGAAAAUCUGACGUGGAAACCGGCAGGGGAUGGAGAAUAUCAACCGCAGUUUGAACAGUUGCUGGACAGAUUGAAAUGACAAUACCCUGCUAAGACCGAUUGGGAUGCUAUACAUAGAGCACACAGCACUCCAAAGAGUCUCUAGAGGAAUAUAGACAAAGAUUGGAGACGUGCUUUCGCAAACACAGCGGACUCCGACCAGGCACCGAUGAAUACAACAGUCUUUUAAAAGCAGCCAUAAUAAACUGACUCGUACCUGCCCUGAAUAAACAGGUAAG